Messenger RNA from Camellia sinensis, 2371 nucleotides. It is a transcript of the gene CRR28, whose product is annotated as Tetratricopeptide repeat (TPR)-like superfamily protein. Lineage: Eukaryota; Viridiplantae; Streptophyta; Magnoliopsida; Ericales; Theaceae. Gene Ontology annotation, biological process: RNA modification. Gene Ontology annotation, molecular function: protein binding; zinc ion binding; RNA binding. The record is from RefSeq and is a predicted model, not a curated record.
UUACAAAAACUCAAACACCUAAAAGAUAAUCUCUUAAUUAUCUUAUACGUGAAUUAUCAAUAAUCUAUGUCGACGCUUCAUAAAUUAUGAGUCGGGUCAAAUCCGACCCCAUUUCCAACAUGGAGCAAGGAGGAGAUGAAUUUCACUGUCAAGAAAUGUUAUGGUAAAGUAAAGCGAAGCCAUCACUAGGAGGGGUCUCAACUGUGAACUCCGCUGCCCGGGUAGGGUCGAACAGGCCGUGAGGUGACACGGAGGUGGGAUGCUUAUGGAGCUUGUUUUCUGAACUUGGAGAUGUGGAUUAGACAAGGAAACAUUUAUUUUUAGAGACAAGAGAGAAGAGAGAAGAGGCCAGAGGAGAUAAAACAUAUUUUAGGUCCCAAAACAAAACUCUGCUGCCAUGCUUCUAUCAUCAGUCACACCAUGCCUUCCUUCGCAUACUCUCUUCUCUCUCAACAACAACAACAACAACAACAACAACUACUUAAACCAUCACAAUCGUCUUCUUGACUACUUGACCCAAUGCACCUCCUUCUCUCACCUCAAACAAAUCCACGCCCAAACCCUCCGCACCACCCACCACUCUCACACCCUCUUUCUCUUCAGUCGAAUCCUUCUCUCCUCAACCUCCUACGAUCUCCACUACGCUUUUCGACUCUUCCACCAAAUUCACAACCGCAAUUCCUUCAUCUGGAACACCCUCAUCAGAGCUUGUGCUCAUAGCAAUGCCUUCAAACAACAAGCCAUCCUUACUUACCUUGAUAUGUUGAAUGAUGGUAGUGUUGUGCCUGACAAACACACCUUUCCUUUUGUUCUCAAGGCUUGUGCUUACCUCUUUGCCUUAUCCCAAGGGAAACAAAUUCAGGCCCAACUUUUCAAACUUGGGUUUCAUUCAGAUGUUUAUGUAAACAACAGUUUGAUUCACUUCUAUGGGACUUGUGGGUGUUUGGAUAGUGCUCGCCAUGUGUUUGAUAAAAUGCCUGAAAGAAGUGUGGUUUCGUGGAAUGUGAUGAUUGAAGCACUUGUCCAGUUAGGUGAGUUUGAGAAUGCAUUGAAAUUAUUUGUUGAAAUGCAGAGCUUGUUUGAACCAGAUGGGUAUUCGCUGCAGAGUGUUGUAAAUGCGUGUGCUGGUUUGGGUGCUUUGUCUUUGGGGUUGUGGGUUCAUGCUUAUGUUUUGAGAAAGUGUGACAGUGAUAUAUCUGAUGAUGUUUUGAUGAACUCUUCGUUAGUCGACAUGUAUUGCAAAUGUGGGUCGUUAGAUAUUGCUAAGCAGGUUUUUGAGAGGAUGCAGAAACGCGAUGUAACUUCAUGGAAUUCGAUGAUUUUAGGACUCGCAAUGCACGGGCAAGCUGAGGCAGCAUUAGAAUAUUUUACCCGAAUGGUUGAUGAAGAUCUCAUGCCCAAUUCUGUCACGUUUGUUGGUGUUUUAAGUGCGUGUAACCAUAGAGGCAUGGUUGCCGAAGGUCGUAAGUAUUUCAAUGCAAUGAUAAGGGAUUACAUGAUUGAACCUGUGUUAGAGCACUAUGGUUGCUUGGUUGAUCUCCUUGCUCGUGCUGGCUUUAUUGACGAAGCAUUAGACCUUGUUUCAAACAUGCCCAUUAAACCUGAUGUGGUCAUAUGGCGGAGUCUUCUUGAUGCUUGUUGCAAGAAAAAUGCAGGCGUUCAGCUUAGUGAAGAAGUUGCCAAACAAUUAAUUGAGUCGGAGGGGGGUGUUUGUAGUGGCGUUUAUGUGCUCUUGUCUAGGGUCUACGGAUAUGCUAGUAAGUGGAAUGAGGUUGGUCUGGUCAGAAAAUUGAUGACCGAUAAGGGUGUAACAAAAGAGCCUGGAUGUAGUUCAAUAGAGAUAGACGGUGUUGCUUAUGAAUUCUUUGCUGGAGACACAUCUCAUCCUCAAACAAAAGAAAUAUACCAGUUUUUGGAUGAGAUUGAGGAAAAAAUUGAAUCCACAGGUUGUUAUAUACCUGACUUUUCACAAGCAACUCUGGUUGAUGAGCUUGAUCGUGGAAAAAAGAAUUCAUUGAGGCUGCACAGUGAGAGACUUGCCAUAGCUUUUGGGCUUUUAAACACAAGGCCAGGGGUGCCUAUCCGUGUAUUUAAAAACCUUCGGGUCUGCAAUGACUGUCACAAUGUGACCAAAUUAAUCUCGAGUAUCUAUGAUGUGGAGAUUAUUGUUAGAGAUCGUGCUCGAUUCCAUCACUUCAAAGAUGGAUCAUGCUCGUGCAUGGAUUACUGGUAACAGUUUUUUGCUUUUUGUUUAUUCAAGCAUAACUUUAUCAAUUUCAUCCAAUGCCACUGUAGAAAUGAAAACUGUUUUCAUGGUAAAAUUUGUAAACAGAAUUUUUUCAAAUGAAGGUAUUUUACAUGUAUGUUCCAA